AUGCCUCGCCUGCAGCCUCCUAGUGUAGCCUCCUUUCUCGUCAGCCUCACCUUGUUUGCAUUCGACGCGUCGCGAUCCACUGCCGCCCAACGCGCGCCGCGCUUUAGACGCAUGUGGCGGGACCGGUGGCUGGGGCUCAUCCUGGGCAUGUGGCUGCAGGCGUGCGGGGGGAUCUCGUACGCGUUCUCGUUAUACUCCGCCGCGUUAAAAGACAAGCUACAGUACUCGCAGGAGGCAGUGGACGGCUUAGGAACCGCCAAGGACAUCGGCGGGAACGUGGGGAUUGUAUCGGGUUUGCUGAUCGACCUCAUGCCCGCGUGGGCUAUCCUCGCUAUAGGCGCCGCCAUGCAUCUGUUCGGGUACUCCAUGCUGUACAUGGCGUCCAUGGGGAUCACCCGCCCUCCGUUCUGGCAGGUGCGUUCCCUCCCCUCUCCCCUCCCCCCCUCCCCCUUCUUUUUCAUCCAGCGGGAGAGUGAAGAAAAAGCAUAG
Closterium sp. Yama58-4 is the source of this 489-nucleotide messenger RNA. The record is from the annotation of a GenBank genome assembly. NCBI's taxonomy places the organism in Eukaryota, Viridiplantae, Streptophyta, Zygnematophyceae, Desmidiales, Closteriaceae.